CUUUUUGGCUUAUCUGCCUACUAUUCCAGGCUUCUGGAAAUGAGAAAGAGGCGGAAGAGAGGCCUGGAGUGCCCACGCGGCCACCACUCUGGGAUCAGACGUCUAGGUGGACUGGAAACUCCAACCAGCAUGCAGCCGUGCAUGCAGAUCCUGGGGCUUCUGCCAAGCUCUGUGGCUUCAGCUAAUCUUCUCCAGGGCUGCGUGGUGCCACUUUAGCUUGUUCUCUCCCCCGCUACACUUGGCUAGGGGUCGCGUACCACCUGCCAGGUGCUAAAGUACCACCAGUGGUAUGAGUACUACCGGUUGAAAAGCCCUGGUCCAUAGGAUACACAUAUUUUUCUCAGUCAUAACAAAUUAAAUGAUUGGGACUGGAAUCAUGGUAACUAUAAUGGAAAAAAAUAACAUAAAUGAUUUUGAAUCUCACUGUAAACUGAUCAAGUCAGUUGAAAGCUGGCUUUGUCUUGAAUUGGAGUAAUAAAAAACUAUCCCAGUUUUCAAAUGACAGUUCAAAAACUGUAGUCACACAAUCCUGGAUCAAAAACUGGUACUAAGCACUUAUAGUUUCAUAAAAAGUCAAGAUUCCAAGAUACACUAGGUAUCAAAGUUUUGAAGUACACGCACCUCAGCCAUUUCAACAAGGACUUAUUCCAUGGCUGUUUUAAUAGUUAAAUGAAUGCAGACUAAAGUUUUUCCUCAACAGUUCUUGGGUUCUGCCAAAGGACACCUGCCACAGUUUGGAUUGAAUUAUAAUCCAUACAUACUUCUACUCCCAAGGUAUUCUUUCACAUAAUAUUUCAUUUCUCUGCCAUUUUGCUCUCUGGUGCUUAAGUUGGAGGCAGUGACCUACUUGAACAUUUAAUUAUUAUAUCCUGGCUUAAAGUCUGGGUUCAGGUUUGCAGGAUUGGGGAAGACAACUGUGCUAGGUCCUGGUUUCUUGGGAUUGAAUUUGCUGAUUGCUGCCCAUAAAUUGUCCAGGCAGGGCUCUCAAUAAUUCCUGUCAACUACAUUUAAUUUUUCAUAUUUUGUAAAACAGUGCUAUUGGUGAAUAGGAUGGGCUUAUAAUACUAAAACUCGGGGGCUGAGUCUCCUUUCCCAGUUCUGGCCCUUUGACCACUGUGUCUAUGCUGUUCCUGCCUCCCAGAACUGAAUAUGGCUAUCAGAGACACAGCAAGCAGCCAGGAAGGUCGGAGUGUGUUCGCUGCUGUGAUCCUCCUGCAGCACAUCCCAUGUAUUACCCCGUGCCUCAGAUCAACAUGACCAUCCUGAAAGGUGAGAAAGGGGACCAUGGUGAUCGUGGCUUCCAAGGAAAGGUGGGAAAAGCCGGUGCAGCAGGCAAGAAGGGCGAGAUGGGCUUCAAGGGUCAAAAGGGCAACAUGGGAUCACCAGGAGAGAGCUGCAAGACCAACUAUGCUGCCUUUUCGGUGGGUCGGCGGAAACCCUUGCAUAGCAACGACUAUUACCAGAUACUCAUCUUUGACACUGAAUUUGUGAACCUCUAUGGCCAUUUCAAUAUGUUUAUGGGCAAGUUCUACUGCUACGUCCCAGGCGUAUAUUUCUUCAAUCUCAACGUGCAUACUUGGAACCAGAAGGAGACUUACCUUCACAUCAUGCACAACACAAAGGAAGCAGCCAUCUUAUAUGCACAGGCUAGUGACCGAAGCAUCAUGCAGAGCCAGAGCCUCAUGAUAGAGCUGCAGGACCAGGAUGAAAUCUGGAUACGGCUCUUCAAGGGCGAACGUGACAAUGCUGUGUUCAGUGAUGAAUAUGACACCUACGUCACCUUCAGUGGGUAUCUAGUUAAGCCCAGCUCAGAGCCUUGAAUCAACUAGCAGGGGGACAGCUUGUUCCUAUCAGCUUUGGCUUGUCCCGUUUUCUGCUGAUCUCUAGCACUACUCGAUGCGGGGGAGGCACUCACUUGCUCUGAAAGCACCCACAGAACUCGGACCUCGAGAUAUUCCAAACUAGGAUAUCUCUUUUUGAUAAACAUGGCUUUUCUUCUACAUCAGCCUUACCUGGUGCUCUCCUAAUGCGAAGGACUAGAUCUUCCAAGAUGCUAGAAUUAUCCAGUUCCAGUUUUCAGUCUAGUUAUGACUGAGACUUUGGAAAGGUGUAAUCCAACGUAUGUUGAGGAUCCCAAAUUGGAGAUUGACUCUUAUUAUUUUACCUUGAAUCUCAUUGAUCAAACAUCAUAUCUUCCCAGAUUAUAACUUAAUGUUUGUCCUGAUAGGCCUGCCAUAAGCUAGGAGUUGUUCUGUUGUAUCAAUUAUCUGAUUUCUGGUCUUUCCCUUGCCCAGCAUUGAACUUCAUCUGUCCUGAUGGAAUCUCCUCCCUCACAGCUAUGAAAUUGCACUACCUCUAAUUCAUGUCCAUAUUGACUUUAACCUUCACCAUUCAUUUGUAUUCGUUUCCAAACCUUCUCCAGCUGGCUCAGCUGUGCUCCCUGAGAGAGAGUGCUAGAUACCACUACUGCUUGUGUUUCUUUGCCCCCAUUUGAACCUCUGUGUAUAUGAUUUAAAUGCCUUUUUUCUCAUUGACGUCUGUCCUUCAGGCUCCCUUUUUCAUUUAACCUUUUAGAUAUUUGAGUUCUCUGCAGUGCGCCUAUGCCUUCUUCUGUCUCCUAGCUGGAUGUUCUGUUAACCCUACCUAAUAAUAAAACUCUUGUUAUUAUUCAUUUUAACAUUAGUUGAAAAAGCUACAUCUUUUCUUUCUUUUGGAAGGCCUUGUUAACUGACCUCUUUAUUCAGAAACUGCUGUUUAUCUGCAUUUGAUGGGGAUGCAUUAAAAAGCAUAAUGCUAAAGCACUGGUUCCACAACACUACCUCUCUCCUAUUGCAAGCAUGCUCCCUCUCCUACAGUUCUUGGGCACUGCCCACCGUGGUAAUUUUGACUUGGGUUGCGGGGAAGAACUAAGAUUGAAUUCCUGGCUUCAAUCAGAGGUAUCUAACUGUGUAACAUGUUUUUAAAGUGCUUGUUGGGUGUUAACAGUAGCUUUUGCUAUAAAUGGGUUUAGCACUCUUAAGAGAGUAGGUUAGUCCCCUGCUGCACAGAAGGUCAAUUUAAUUAUAAGUUUCCUGCUGUGCUGGGUCAAUGCAGACCCCGUGUAUAUUAUGAAGAGGCAGAAAUCUUCAGCAGUUUCCCACUUUCCAUGUAAUGAUCAUGACAACAGUGAUGACAAUAAUGAUGGUGGCAUUGAAUCUUUCCCCACUUUUGGCGCUGAAGAGGGCUGGGGAGUGGAAGCAAAUUCCCGUUUUUCCUUUUAUUUGGGAGUCCUGGCAUAGAGCUUCAAGGUGGUCACGAAUGGAUCCACUUUCAAGCCGCAGGCAGAGAAAUAUGAUUGGCUGCUCACGUGUCUGGGAGAACUCCACCUUCUUAAGACUAUAUGCCAAGGACUGUGGCAGGUGAGACAGGACCACAAUGAGUGUGAAUGAUUCAGCGUUGUUGAGAAGAGGGAGGUGUUGCUAGGAUAUUUCCACUUUUAAAGACCUCUCUUUUGCCUCCUCCUUUCCCCACUCUGAUUUGCAGAGAGCAUGCGUGAUGGCAUAGAAGCACUACAGCCCCCUUUCCAUGUGGAAAUGCCUUUAUACCAGUGGUUCUCAACCUUUUUAAUGCCACGACCCCAACCGGUCGUAAGUCGAGGACUAUCCAACCGGUCGUAAGUCGAAGACUU
Molecule: messenger RNA, 3667 nt
Organism: Crotalus tigris (Tiger rattlesnake)
Lineage: Eukaryota; Metazoa; Chordata; Lepidosauria; Squamata; Viperidae
Gene: C1QTNF1
Product: C1q and TNF related 1
Exons: 3
Coding region: 1122-1820 (232 amino acids)
Molecular function (GO): protein binding
Source: RefSeq, a predicted model, not a curated record